Messenger RNA from Mycena citricolor, 1917 nucleotides. Lineage: Eukaryota; Fungi; Basidiomycota; Agaricomycetes; Agaricales; Mycenaceae. The record is from the annotation of a GenBank genome assembly.
AUGAUCGGACGCGUUGGGUCACAAUCGCCGCGUGAUGUCACGUCGUCCUUACCCGAUUUCGAAGGCACUGGCAUGCCCCUCGAGUCUUCUUCCUCCUCCCUUGGCCUUGACGAUGCUUUCGCAGACAGCGAUGAGGACCGCAUCGAGUAUAAUUUCUCUCCAGAGGCCAUAAGGGCCGAGAUGGCUCGUCGCGAAUCGUCCUGGGCGACUGAAUCAGACGCUGAUUCGGCUCCUCACUCCUUCGAAAUCGAUGAAUCCGUAUCUACGCUCGACAUCAGCGGAACCAGGUCUCAGUCCCCAGCUUCGGAAGUCGACUCCACAAUCGAGGGCGAUGGGUCAGAAGCAAACUUCUCUUCGAUCUCUCUGGGAGAGCAAACGGAUGCGGACGGACACGUAGCUACCGCUGCGGAAGACGAUGUUGUUGUUGGAGCGCAAGAUCAAGAGGUCCCAGAAGACUCUCAGGUCUUGGACAUCCACGAAACCCAUUCAUAUCCCAACGUCCUCAUCGACGCCUCCAAACCACCUGGGCAUCGCGUGACCGUCUCGAUGUCCACUAUUGCUGAGCGCACCCCGACACAUUCCACCAAUGCUAGCUCUUCCCGCCCAGGUUCUAGACAGUCUAUUCACUCCCCACCUCCCGAGUCUAAUGGGCAUUUGCCUGCCGCUUCUUCAUCGUCGCAACCCAUUCCUCCACUGCCAUUACCAGCAUCGCCUCCCGGACCGCCUCCCGUGACUCCCAAAACCCCAUCUCGACCAAACCGCUCGACAGGACCGAGCAUGUUUGAGAAGGUCAGAAGUAAAACCCGGCCUUCGUUCCUGCCUCCGAAAAGCAAGCAGGAGGAUAACAAGCAUCUGAGCGAAUGGGAGUCGAUGAUGAAACAGAGUCGGUUGUCAGCGGAGAAGCGAAGACAAGCGCUGCAAGAUCGGCGGUUAGCUCGGGAGAAGAAGAUUGAGGAUUCGCUCCACGUCUGGGAGAAGGAGAUCGUUCCCGACUGGAAGGUCGUGCAUAAGAAUCCGGCGCUCAAGAAACUCUGGUGGAAGGGCAUCCCGACGAAGCUGCGCGCAUCCAUGUGGACGAACGCCGUCGGAAAUGCUUUGGCAUUGAGUAAAGAUAACUAUAGAAUAUGCAGUACGCGAGCCAAGAGAGCUCUCGCGGCCGGGUCCUUUCCGUCGCAAACACUGUCGAUGAUCGAGGAGGACAUGGCCGCCACGCUACCUUCGUUACACAUCUUCCAUCGCGAAACCGGACCCUUAUAUGGCGAUCUGAGAGAUAUGCUGUGUGCAUGGGUUGUGUCUAGAAGCGACGAGGGACUGGGAUACGCCGUGGGAGCGGCUAAAAUCGCUGCCAUGAUGUUGCUUAAUAUGCCUGUGCCACAAGCGUUUAUUGUGAUGCGCAAUCUCCUGGAAAGACAUUGCAUGCGGAGCUUCUUCGGCGGAGAAGGCUCCAAAGCGGAUGUCGAUGCAUAUUAUCGGAUCUUCGAUACAUUGCUCGCGGAUGGGAUGCCGAAAAUCUACUUCAAUUUCAAACAACAUCAGAUCUCUCCAGGAGCUUAUCUGCCUGGCUGGAUCGUCCCGCUCUUUCUCGAUCACUUGCCCUUUGAAGCUUGCGCUCGACUCUGGGAUGUCAUUCUCCUCGAAGGGGACUCGUUUCUCUAUCGCGCGUCGUUGGGAAUCUUGGCUGUCCUUGAGCCUCGAUUGUUCUUUCCGGAUCGACAAGAGCUGCUGGAGCUACUUAGAGGAGAGAACAAAGCAGCAUUGGAUGUGGCGAGCCGUGAAGGACGUCCGCUAGAUGGCGGUAAGUAUGAGAUCUACGGCGUUGACGAGGAGACGUUGUGGGACCGGCUUGAUGGCAUGCGCGACUGGUGGAAGGAUUCUACAUGGGCUCGAUUAAUACAGCGAGAACUGCCAGAUUUGUAG